Pocillopora verrucosa is the source of this 3049-nucleotide messenger RNA. The record is from RefSeq and is a predicted model, not a curated record. NCBI's taxonomy places the organism in Eukaryota, Metazoa, Cnidaria, Anthozoa, Scleractinia, Pocilloporidae.
AUGCCUCCUAAACGCGAUUUUAGGUCGAAAAAAAGUUUGAAUGUAGUUACUUUUAAAGGAGGAAAAGCUAUAAGAAAGUCGAAGGUUAGUGUUCCAGUUCGAUUUGCCGCCCAGCAAUUAACUGAUACAACAUCUGUAGUCGCCGGAUCUUCUCUAAACACGUGCGGCGGUUUUUCUUCAGACCAAGAAGACCUUCCCCAUAUUGACGAACAUCAUGGUUUGAGAACCAACCAAAGAUCUAAAAGUAAAAAAGUGCGACUGAAGCGCAAGUUAAAAGCUUACCAUGAGAGGAAAGCCACGCUGGCUUUGUCUUGGCUCAAUGCGAGAGAGCAGCUCGUCUCAGCGCUGUUGACCAGACAGGCUUUGCCUUUGGGGCAGAUGUGUGUCAUUCCUUUUUGCGAAGAAGAGGCGUGCGGCAGAUGCCUUCACUGCAGUCCAGGGCAAUUCCUAUGCGCAGAUCACAUCAAUUUAGUUCACGCAGGCGGUAGAUCACUUCACCACCCGGAAGUUUGGAAAGAUGGAAGAUUUGUGCCAUAUCAGUUUGGUGAGUGUGUAUGGACCACACCUCACAACAUGGAUCAUGGAUAUGUGCGUGACAUUAUAGCUGUUGGUUUGCAUGGGCAGCAGAAUCCCAUCAAAAUCAAAUGUUGCGAGCAUGAACCAGAAGCCAUAACGCUGGUCAGGAAUGGUUUCUGGCCAUCUACUCCAAAACAGCCCCAGGUAGCCUUUGACCUUGAAUUUAUGGCCUUGCUCCAAUACAUUUUCUUAGAAUGUAGAGUGUCUUUAAGGUCAAUAUGUCAGGCACUGCAGUGGCUGGUCCCACCUGCUUCAAAGGUUUAUAUUAAGGACAUCUACCGGCUCCUUGUUGGAGAUUGUUUCUGUGAGUUCCGGUAUAUGUCUAGCAUGUUGAGUAACCUGAAGCAUUUCAAUCCUUCGUAUGAGAAUGAACAUGAAUGUCCUGCAUGUCCUAAGGAGAAGGGAAGUUUAUUUAUCUCUGUUGAUGCAUUGUUUGGAUGUGUCCGCAAAUGCAGCGCUGGAACUAGUGGAAAGUCCUCAAAUCAUGGAGAGGAACUGUUCAUUAGCCAAGAAAAAGUAGAUGCAUUUUUAGCUAAUUACAGCAAAAGACCCAGCAGCAAGUCAAUGGAGCAGUGUAAUCAGUUUCAAGCUGGCUCCAAUCUCCGUUCCAAAAACAAAUCCACAAAGCUCGAUGAGACGGCCCUCUUUGGUGGAGGCUGCAAGCACGAAGUGCCAUUGAAGUUUUUCAGCUUAAAGAGAGGAGAAGAGAUUGGAAAUGCUGUGUAUUUGCUAAAAUGGAUUAAAAAUAAUGUGCAAGAUAAAGCUAUCAACAUUCACUUCUUCUAUGAUAUUGCAUGUGUGCUGGAUACACAUUUGAGAAAUACGCACCAGGAAACAUUGCUUGAAAAUGUUACUCUUGCGAUACCUGCAUUUCACUGCUAUGGACACAAAGUUUCUUGUCAGGUCAACUACAGCGGAAGACGGCUGGAAGGGUUCGGGAUGAGUGAUGGCGAGGUGAUGGAGAGACUGUGGUCUUACUUGAGGCCAACAGCAAAAAUAACGAAGGAAAUGACUCCAGCCCACCGAGUUGAUACAUUAACUGACUUCUUGAUGCAUUACGCUAAAAAGUCAAUUUCGAACCUUGGAGAACGACUUCGUGACCAUUUAAAGAAAGCAGUGGAAACGGAGAAAGAAACUGAAGAGCAACUCAAUUUGCUUCUUGAGAAGUUGAAUGAGACAGGUAUUAAGGUGGACGUAUCCAACGUCUCAGAGUGGAGCAUGAUGGAGAAAUCUACGGCUAACAAAGCGGCCAGUACAGGAAGACCCAGUUCAUCACCAGAUGAUUACCCGGACAAGUUGAGGCAGUUUUUCUGUGUAAGAACAAACCUGCAAAAAUGUUCCCCGGCAUCUGAAACUUGGAAAGUACUGACCGAUCAGCUUGACAGGUUGGAUCAACAGCUAAAGAACCUUGAGGGCGGCCAACCCCGAUGGUCUCCUGACAGUAGCAUGUAUAUUGCAUACCUCCGCGAUUUGCAAGACAAGCGUCGAGAAGACUUGCUAUUAUCCAUACAUGUCAAGUGCUCAGAAAGGUGGUUUCUCUUACAACUGAUGAAGAAAUAUGCAGAUGGACAAGCCAUUGCAAAACGGCUUUGUACGCAAAUUACAAAGGCAACGGGAGCCAUUAAACAGCUUGUCAAGGAGUACACAAGACAAAACGUUGACACGGUGGGUUGUAAAUACCCCUCCACAAUUGCGGUUGAAGACGCGCUAAGCAUCGACAGUCCACUGUGGCGUGUACUAAACGAUGACAUCCAACCGCAGUCUGCUGUUCCCUAUUGUUUAAAGAGGCAACUCAUUGAUUUGUUUCACACACGCAAAAGAUGCUUAGAGGAAAUAGCCAACACCAAAGAAGAAAUGGCUCGGAUGUUCAGUCAUUUCGAGGGAAAGUUGAAGGUAUUGGACACUUGGUCAAAGGAACUGAUGGCACAGAAAGAUACGGAGCGAGCUCGCGCAUUACUCUCCAUUGCCCGCACUAAAAUGGAUGAGCUUUCCGUAUUCACAGGUCAUCUCCACGGUCUCUUUUCUAAUGAUGAUGAUAGCCAUGAGGAAUGUGAAGCUCAGUUUGACCUUGGAAUUUUCCCCGAAGUGGAUUGUGAUGAUGCCGAUGAGGAGGUUCAGAUGGAGGACGAUUACAACACUGAUGAAGCUGACGUGGUUCAACAGCUUGGCCAAAGUGAAGUCUUUGAGGACCUGCGUUCCGUUCUCAAUGCUGAAUACGGAAGUGACAGUGAAUCUGAUUCAGAUAGUUCAGAUUUAAACACAGAAAUAUCUUGAUUAUAACUUGUGAGUCGUUUCAACUGCCUGUUCCUUUUCCUCUUUCACUCAAGAAUGUAAAUCUACGAACAAGUGUUACCAAUCAGCUAAAAAAAUUAAGCUCACUGUCAACUAGUCAGUCACUUUAUACGACAAAUAACAGCUGUCCUCUACGAAUUAAUUCAAUCUUGUUUUAUCGACUUUGGCUCCUUGACGUAUC